Molecule: messenger RNA, 4371 nt
Organism: Cyprinus carpio (common carp)
Lineage: Eukaryota; Metazoa; Chordata; Actinopteri; Cypriniformes; Cyprinidae
Product: secretory carrier-associated membrane protein 5
Biological process (GO): protein transport
Cellular component (GO): trans-Golgi network membrane; recycling endosome membrane
Source: RefSeq, a predicted model, not a curated record
CUCACGAGCUGAUGUAUUCAGCAUCACACACUCACAACACAAUACAACACACUCAUCCCUCGCGGAACGGAUGCUCGUCGCCGCGCCUGCGUGUUUAGGAGUGCCGUGACGUGACUGUUUUCACUCCCAUAUUCCCAAUAUCGCCUCAUAGGCAUAACGGAUUUGGAAAACAUCACCAUCACAAGUGCAUCGAUCAGUGUAUGGAAAGUGGUUUAUUAGAUGCGAGAGGGCACGUGCAUCGGCAACAUUCUUGGGUGAACGCGCGAGAAGGUCUCUAAAUAUUAAAGUUUGACGUUGGUGAUCUGAAAAAAGAAUCUCCAUGGCAGAAAACAAUUUCCCUCCUCUUCCACGGUUCAUUCCACUGAAACCAUGUUUUUACCAAGACUUCAACGAGAUCCCAGACCACCAGCGUACAAUGUGCAAACGACUCUAUUACCUGUGGAUAUUGAAUAGUGCCACCCUAGCAGUGAACCUGAUUGGCUGUCUAGCAUGGAUGUGCGGAGGGGGCGGAGCAACCAAUUUUGGGAUGGCCAUUCUGUGGCUGAUACUGUUCACCCCAUGCUCAUACGUGUGCUGGUUUAGGCCCAUCUACAAGGCCUUCAAGACGGACAGUUCUUUCAACUUCAUGGCGUUCUUUUUUGUCUUCAUGGCGCAAGUGGUGAUUAGUAUCAUCCAGACUGUUGGAAUCCCAGGAUGGGGAGUGUGUGGCUGGCUGGCCACCAUCACUUUUUUCAGCACUAAUAUUGGCUCUGCUGUUGUUAUGCUGAUUCCAACCAUAAUGUUCACUGCCGUGGCUGUUCUCUCGUUCAUUGCGCUCACCAAGGUUCACAACUUGUACCGUGGCAGCGGGGGCAGCAUGAGCAAGGCUCAGGAAGAAUGGACCACCGGCGCUUGGAAGAACCCUCACGUCCAACAGGCAGCACAGCAGGCAGCUAUGGGGGCUGCACAGGGGGCCGUGCAGGGUCAACAGUACUCGGCCGCCCCAACCUACAACUACGACGAGCCAAUGUAGAUCCUUAUUAGCCACAAUGGGGGGAGGGGACAGAAACAGGGUAUUUGGAGGGGGUUCCAGAGGGAUAAAGUCAGUGGUUGAAACGGGGGAAGGGAGAAAGGAAAGAUAAAAGACGAUUCAAAUUCAAACAAGUUUCCACCAGUACAACAAAAGAUAAGCUUUUUCUUAAACUGUUUUACAAGUGUGUGAUAGUUUAAGAAGUUGCUUUCGUUAUUUAAAAUACCAAGCCCUUAAUAGGAAAAUAUCAGUCUUGCCAUGUGGUAUUACGGCAGAUUUAAUGAACAGUUAGUGUUUCUCCACUUAUCGUGUUUCAAACAUGGCUGAACUAGAACACCAGUAAGGAAACAUUCCAAAGCUCACUAUGUUUCUAUAGUAACUAGAUUCUCAAAUUCGUCUGUGUGGUAGUUGAAAGCCAGUUCUAUGUUUUGUUGGCUGUUAGUAUUCAAGAACACAUUUCGACUAUUUAGCAAAUACAUCUUUACUCUCACGUCUUACAAAUAAACGUACGUUUUAUGCACAAAUAGAAGAAAUUAUCAGCUUUUGGAAGUAAAUUGACUGGCAUUUACUUGAUCUUGCAGUUGAAAAAGUAUAAACCCAGUUAACAGGGAACGUUCUGAGAACUUUGGCAAUGUUCUCUCAAAGUUAUCAAGAAACGUUCAUUCAAUGUUCGUUCACAGUUAUCUGGGCUUUAAUAAUUUUCUCAAAUGUUAGCACAAUGUUAUUCAUACACCAAUCAUGGAACGUUUUUCUUCUGAAACGUUUUAUUUGGACAUUCGUUUAAGUUUUUUUUUUUUUUUUUUAAAUAUUACAACUGUUCAGGGAACACAUUCCCAUAAUGUUUGCAAAAUGUUCCGUUUUGUAUAACUAAGAAAUGUUUUUUAAAACAUUUAAAAAAAACUGUACAUUUUGAACGUUUAGAGAACAUUCAGAAAUAACGUUUUCACAACUUAAUGGGAACGUUAGCAAAACGUUCUUAGAACAUAUUUUUGUUAGCUGGGAAGUUUAUAAACGUUACAUUGUUUCUUUUGAGCACUUAACAUCAAGUGCAAGUACAAAGAAAGUUUGUUUUCAUUUUCUGUGAAGGUACGAGGAAAGCCAUAUGCUUACGUUAUUUUAGUUGUUACGUAUUUUCGUUUGUGUUAAAGAUUGUUGACGUUUUAGUGAAUGCAGUUGUUUAUUAACAUUGUUUUCUUUACCUCAGGAUUUAAUCGUCUCAUUUUACUGCUGAUGUACUGUAGCUGAGGUUCGGCUAACGAAAUCGAUUGGACGAAAUAUUUGUACAUGUACAUGUUGUACGUUUGUACAUUAGUUGAUUUAAACGCUCUCGAAUAGACUAAGUAUUUAAUCUGCUCUUAGCUACAGACUUGUUAUAUAUUACAAUCCAUUAUUAUCUGAAUCUGCGAUGAAGGCUGAUAUCUUGAUGUUCUCACGGUCACAGAAAUCGUAUCUGUUGGUUUGCGUAUAAUCUCAGAUUGAAUUUCAGUAAUUUCUGUAAAAUAUGGCUUCUGGGUGAGCAUAUUAUGAGUUAAUAUUGUCUCAAAUACAAUAUAUGGUAUCAUAUUAGUUAUUAAUUACUAUCAUAGUGAUGAUAUGUAGUCCUUCGCAUCUCCCCAAACAAAGUCAUGUCCAUGUCUAACAAUUUUUCUUGACAUUUUCUGAAAAUAUUUUCUCAAUUAUGCAUCGACAAGCCAUUUCUGUGUGAAAUUCCUGAAUUACAGAUAUCUAGAGAUUAUUUAAACUCUUUCGGACCUGAAAAUUGUGGAUUUGUAAUAUACAGUAGAGAAUUUAUUUAUAUUUGUUGUUCCAAUUCAACGGGAUUCACAGUCUGAGGAGCUGGUUAGUGAUGAAUAGAUGCUUGACUGUGAAAGUGGGUCAUAGUUAUAUGAAAAUAAAGUAUGAAAUAGUUUAAAAUAAUAGUGUACAGUAUAUGUAAUAUGUAAUCUCAGUGUCUCUAUUAAGGCUUGUAAAAUACUUUCAGGAACUGUGAAGCAUCAAUACGCCCAUGUGUGAUACUAUUCAUGUAUGUUUGGGGAGUUUUCUAUGUGCUUUUUUGUUUCUGUAAAGGUCUUUUUGUUGAAAUUUCGAUAAUGUGCGUAUUUGGAUGUUUUGAACGUGGCUUGUUCCACAAUGUGAUGUUUAGUACACUAUUGUGAGGCUUGGUAAGACAGAACUUCCUGUGCAAAGCUUUGGCUGAGGUUUCAUCCCUAACUCACACCCAUAGAGUCCUCUUGUGCCCUCUAGUGGACUGGAUGUAUGAAAUUUACCUGUUUGUUUUCUGGCAGAAAACAUUGACAGAAGCAAUAUCGAUAUCUGUCAUGCAUGAUCUGAUCACAUCAACAAGUGUGAAUGUUAUAUUUCAGCCGCACCAGCAAAAGCUAAGGUCACUGUCCUUUCCAAGACCCGCCAUGUUUUUUUGUGCCCUGAUCUUCAUAUCCCAAAAGUAGAUAAAACCUUGUUCAUACUGUAAAGUUAAAUGAGUGGAAAGAUGCCAGUAGAGUAACAGAUAGUUGUCUUUGUAUAGUAAGUUGUGUGGUGCUUGGUAAAUUUGUGAAUUGAACCAAACCUUGUGCCAUGUGUACAAAGGCACUCUACUCUGUAUGUGUGUAGAUGUUAAUUAUUUUGUCAAGUCUUAAGUGGAAUGUAUCGUUUACUUGAAGACAAGAACUACUGUCCAGUACAUUUUACAGGUUUCCAUUUUUAUUUACAUAUCUCUUUUUUUUCUUGGUUUAUAAGGGUCAAACAUUUCAAUUACUUUGUACUAAUAUCAAUUUAGCCAUGUUUUCCCUCAGCUACUAUAUUUAGUGUACUUAAUUUGUAUUUAAUGCAAUGUAAACCUUAACAUGUUUCUUGAGAAAAGCUAUACUUCAAAAUCAAUCAAUCAUGCAAACAUGAAGUUCAAUAGUUGUGAUUUCUAAAAGUGGUUGUUUUUGACGUUUGAGAUGAAUUGUUUUUUGGUUCAUUUUGUAUUACUUUUAUAUUAUUUUGUCUCUCCCUGAGGCCUGGUUUCACAGACGGGGCUUAGGUUAAACCUGGAUUAGGCAAUAGUUCAAUUAGGACAUUUAAGUAUAUUUUAUAAACAUGCCUUAGAAAAAAAACUACUGGCGUGCAUCUUGAGACAAAUCAAUAGUACAAACAUGUUUUAAGAUUUGUCAGUGAAAGUUUCUUACAGUUAAAACAGAUCACACAUGCAUUUUAGUCUGGGACUAGGCUUAAGCCUUGUCUGUGAAACCUGGGGAUAAUGUUGCAUUCUGUGUCCAAGUCCAUUCAGGGUCAUGAAACUUUAAUAGUCUACUAAAACUAAAAUCAAAAACAUUUACUCAUGUUAUAAAAAAAAUUAAUAAAAACACAGUGGAGAUCAA